Alnus glutinosa is the source of this 1858-nucleotide messenger RNA. Its product is annotated as protein SOSEKI 2-like. Bases 142 to 1626 code for a protein of 494 amino acids. The record is from RefSeq and is a predicted model, not a curated record. The transcript has 5 exons. NCBI's taxonomy places the organism in Eukaryota, Viridiplantae, Streptophyta, Magnoliopsida, Fagales, Betulaceae.
CGCCUUUUGAGGUGCGUUUUACCUCUCUUCCUUCCUACAUAUACCCUUCUUUGUCACGAACUUUUCUUAUAAGAGGAGAGUGGGGUACCCUCAACUUCUCAACCACCAAGGAGGAGGCAGGGGAAGAAGAAGAAGAAGAGUAUGGACGUUCGACCCAGAAGAGCCAGAGCAACCAGUCCAGACAGGUUCAAAGUUUACAUGCAGCCAAGGGUCAAACCCAUCGAAAAAGUCCAAGUUGUUUACUACCUCUCAAGAAAUGGCCAUCUUGAGCAUCCCCAUUACAUGGAAGUCACCCAUUUGGCCAAUCAACCUCUCCGCUUAAGAGAUGUAAUGGACCGGCUUACGGUGCUUAGAGGCAAAGGAAUCCCCUCCCUUUAUUCCUGGUCUUGCAAAAGGAGCUAUAAGAGCGGGUAUGUGUGGAACGAUUUGGCUGAGAAUGACAUAAUCUACCCAGCUGAAGGAGCAGAGUAUGUGCUUAAAGGCUCUGAACUUGUCGAAGGCUGCUCUGAGAGAUUUCAAGAAAUUCAACAAAUUCUAGAACCAAAUUAUCACUCGAAGCGUAAACCAGUAGCUCCAAGUCCACGCCGAGAACCCGAAGACCAAGAAUACGAAGAAUACGAAGAAGGGGAAGAAUUCGAAGAUGGAGAAAAAACAAGCUGCACCAGCUCCACCACUCCUCAGUCUCGCUGCUCCAGAGGCGUAUCCACUGACGAACUCGAAGACAACGAGACCCAACAACCCGAAGUCCAGAAAAACCCGACCGAGUUGGCUCUGAACGACUCAUCCCCACCAUCCACAUCCUCCAGAGACUCUGACAAAGCCAACCAAAUUAACAACUCCAAACGAGUCGAAGAUGGUGACCACCUAGUACUUGCCAACCAACGCAUUGAACCCAACAACUCCAAACGAUUCGAAGAUGGUGACCACCCAGUUGCCAACCAACGAAUUGAACGCAACAACAACUCCAAACGAUUCGAAGACGGUGACCCAGGUGCCAGCCAACGCAUUGAACGCAACAACAACUCCAAACGAUUCGAAGAUGGUGACCACCCAGUUGCCAACCAACGCAUUGAAUGCAACAACAACUCCAAACGAUUCGAAGACGGUGACCCAGGUGCCAGCCAACGCAUUGAACGCAACAACAACUCCAAACGAUUCGAAGACGGUGACCCAGUUGCUAAAGAGUCAGGACCGAGUCGGAACUCGGUCCUGCUCCAACUCAUUGCAUGUGGUGGUGCCACGGUUGCGAAAUCAAAGAGCGCGCAGAGUCUGAAGCAACCAGCUGUGAGGAAGAGUGACAGCCUUCACAAAGGGGUUCUGUGCAAGAGCGCCGUGAUGGUGGCGGAGGAAGAUAUGAUCAGAUACAUGUCUGAGAAUCCAAGGUUCGGGAAUUUGCAGUCGGAGGAGAAGGAAUACUUCAGUGGGAGCAUCGUUGAGGCCGUGAGAGAGGGCCGAGUUGUGGCUGAACCGGUUCUGAAGAGAUCGAAUUCGUUCAACGAAGAAAGGAGCAAAAAGGUGGGGUUGGGAGAAGCAAUGGAGGAAGAGAAAAGAGAGAAAGCAGCAGUGAAAGGGAAAUGCAUUCCUCGAAAGAGAUGUUUGGCUUCAUCGAAACAAACCAAGAAAUGAGAUUAUGAGAUGUAUCUCAGUAUUUGCCGUUGGAUUUGUAAUUAUUACAAGUGAUUAAGGUUUGUUUAGGGUUGAGCUUUCAUAAUUAUGGGACGUGUCGGUGCUGUUGAAAAGUUGCUAAAAUGUGGUAAAAAUUGAAAAAGGCAAAAGGUGGUCCGAUUGUGUGUCCCGUGAUUUGGUUGCAGAAAUCAUGGUGGCCUACUGUUUGUCUUUGAGUGCUUUUUAAUGGGCC